AUGGAUCUUCUUAACACGGUUCGCAAGAGCGGCUCUCGCGGCGGCGUCAACUUUUCCUGGGAUGAAGUGGCCAACUCGAACCACCGCGAAAACUACCUGGGCCACUCCCUCAAAGCGCCUGUAGGACGAUGGCAAAAAGGCCGCGAUCUCACAUGGUACGCCAAAUCCGGCGACGGAUCAGCACAGAACCCCGACGAGACAGAAGCCGAGCGAGAAGCCAGGGAGAGGAAGGAAGAAUUGAGGCGUGUGAAAGAGGCAGAAGAGGACGCCAUGGCUAAGGCCAUGGGACUACCGCCACCAGUGAGGGAUGCUUCAGGCGCCAACGCCGUCGAAGUUAAAGGGAAUAAGAUGGGCCCUGAGCAUCCUGAAAAAGCAGAGCAGGAUGCCCCUGUGAGAGAACGCUCUAGGCGACAUGGCGACGCGCAUCGCCGAGAGCGCCGACGGCACAGAAGUCGUGAUGGCGAACACAGACGUCAUAGGAGCAGAAGCCGGGACCGAGAUGACCGAAGGCGAAGGGACCGCCAUGAGCACCAAGGCCGGGAUCGAAGCCGCGACAGGGUCAGCAGAGACGAGAGACGCCACAGGCGACAUAGAAGUCGCAGCCGAGAUGAUGAAGACCAUGGGAGGAGAGAUCGGCAGCGCGAGGACAGAACCAAGGAGCGACGCAGGUCCACGUCUCGGGGCGAGCGUCGACGCAGCGGCAGCCCUCGACCAAGGCAGUGA
Molecule: messenger RNA, 723 nt
Organism: Emericellopsis atlantica
Lineage: Eukaryota; Fungi; Ascomycota; Sordariomycetes; Hypocreales; Bionectriaceae
Product: kinase phosphorylation protein-domain-containing protein
Exons: 1
Coding region: 1-723 (240 amino acids)
Source: RefSeq, a predicted model, not a curated record